This is a messenger RNA of Rhizopus microsporus ATCC 52813, 1681 nucleotides long. RefSeq names its product delta-6 fatty acid desaturase. Gene Ontology annotation, molecular function: heme binding; oxidoreductase activity, acting on paired donors, with oxidation of a pair of donors resulting in the reduction of molecular oxygen to two molecules of water. Bases 50 to 1597 code for a protein of 515 amino acids. The record is from RefSeq and is a predicted model, not a curated record. NCBI's taxonomy places the organism in Eukaryota, Fungi, Mucoromycota, Mucoromycetes, Mucorales, Rhizopodaceae. The transcript has a single exon. Gene Ontology annotation, biological process: lipid metabolic process. Gene Ontology annotation, cellular component: membrane.
CUUCUCUUCUUUCUUUUUAAAAGUAUUCCUUCUUGAGAAUCUGUCAAUCAUGCCGCCUAACACAGAAAUCAAUGAAGUGCCAAGAACACGAAUAUUUAUUAGUGAGGAACAGUUCCAAGAAUACAUCAAAAGAGGAGACGCUGUAUUCAUAUUUGAAUCCAAAGUAUACAAAGUCAAUAAUUUUCUCGCCAAACAUCCAGGAGGUGAAGCGUCCCUCAGGAGCGCGCUCGGAAGAGAUGUUACUGACGAAAUCAGAUCGUUGCAUCCUCCCAAAGUAUAUGAGAAAAUGAUUCAUUUAUACUAUAUUGGAGAUUAUCUCGACAUAAAGACGACCGAGACAACAACACAAGGACCGCAUAAAAUAACAAGGUCGAAUAAGGAACUGACAGCAACCUGGGAAGGCGGAAUGACAAUCAAGGCAUUUGACGAUGCCAUUGAUGAAUUACACAAAUCUCACUUUGAAGAUCUCACACAGGAUUCAGUUGAUCAACGGGAUCUGGACAGAGUUAAAGUAAGAGAGGCUUAUCGUCGACUAGAACAAGAAAUCAAGGCACGUGGGCUGUUCAAAUGUAACUAUUGGAAAUACGGUGAAGAAUGCUGCCGAUAUAUCACUCUUUUAUUCCUGUCAUUAUGGUUUACUCUCAAGGGAACAGAAUCAUGGCACUUUAUAGCCGGUGCUGCCUUCCUGGCCGGGUUUUGGCACCAGCUCGUCUUUACGGCCCACGACGCCGGGCAUAAUGGUAUCACAGGCAAAAGCGAAAUUGAUCAUAUCAUCGGCGUGAUUAUUGCAGAUUUCAUUGGUGGACUAAGCAUAGGCUGGUGGAAGGAUAAUCAUAAUGUGCACCACAUUGUCACAAAUCACCCUGAACAUGACCCUGACAUUCAGCACCUUCCAUUUUUGGCCAUCACCACCAAAUUCUUCAACAAUGUCUAUUCAACCUACUACAAGCGAGUCUUGCCGUUUGACGCAGCAGCUAAAUUCUUUGUAAGAUACCAACACUAUUUGUAUUACCUUAUUCUUUCCUUUGGUCGAUUUAACUUGCAUCGAUUGUCAUUUGUUUACCUCUUUACUGCAAAGAAUGUACGUACCCGAAGACUUGAAUUGAUCGGCAUUACCUUUUUCUUCAUCUGGUUCAGCGCUCUCCUGUCUUAUGUACCCACAUGGAAGCUCCGUAUUGCUUAUCUUUUUGUAUCAUAUAUGCUCACAUUUCCUCUUCAUGUACAAAUUACAUUGUCUCACUUUGGAAUGUCAACAGAGGAUAAGGGACCAAAUGAACCCUUUGCUGCCAAAAUGCUACGAACCACAAUGGAUGUUGACUGUCCCGAAUGGUUGGACUGGUUCCACGGAGGACUUCAGUAUCAAGCCGUACAUCACUUGUUCCCAAGAAUACCUCGUCACAAUCUUCGUGCUUGCGUGCCUCUUGUUCGAAAGUUUUGUGAUGAAGUAGGGCUUCAUUAUUACAUGUACAAUUUCUCGACAGGUAAUGGUGUCGUCUUGGGUGCACUCAAGUCAGUAGCAGAUCAAGUAGGAUUGAUGAAUGAAGUGGCCAAAUAUAAUGCAGACAUCUGGGCAAGUAAUAAGCCUCAUAUACAUUAAAUCAAUAAAUUUAAUAAAUAAUAAGAGGAAUAUAAAGCUCCGUAGCUUUCAUUCUCUUUGGAAUGACCUUUUGUUAUCGCUUAA